Messenger RNA from Necator americanus (New World hookworm), 360 nucleotides. RefSeq lists its product as uncharacterized. The transcript is spliced from 2 exons. Bases 1 to 360 code for a protein of 119 amino acids. Lineage: Eukaryota; Metazoa; Nematoda; Chromadorea; Rhabditida; Ancylostomatidae. The record is from RefSeq and is a predicted model, not a curated record.
AUGAAGCCCAGCAUCAAGAACAAGCUGGAUUCCGCCAGGUUUCAGCUGCUUGGACCACAUCCAGACCGUGUCGAGGGUCAUAGAGAAGAACAAGCCGCAUACGUAUUGACGCUUCCAAAUCUUCGGAACUUCAUCGUACGUUCUAACAAAAUGGAGAAUGACUUGAAAGAAGAACUGAAGAGAGAGAUGAGAGCAGCGUGGGUAGCAUUCGCACCCAUCAGGGAGGCUAUGGACCAACUGACGUACCAGCAGCUCCGUUCCUAUUUGUUCGACUCGACAGUUCUUGCAGCUACGCAGAAGAGAAGUGGGCAGAUACCGCUGCCACGUCAAGAAGCUAUUUACUACCCACAGAGCCCUUGA